AUGCCAGGAAAAGUUGCCGCAGCGCCUGCUGCUGUUGGCACUGCAGGUGUGUCCUCUGCUGCCAAGACGGUGACCAGGACUCGCAGCGCUGCUACGGCAGCUGCACCGGCACCGGCAACUCGAAGCACAGCCAGCUCCUCGUCCGUAGCUAAAGCGGCGCCCUCAAAGACGACGAGUGCAUCAUCUAGCACGACUCGGGCUGCUUCGGUAAGCAGAUCGACGACGAGACCAGCAGCGGCGACUUCAUCCGAAUCAUCCAGCCGUUCAAACUCUUCCUCCGCUCCUUCCACUUCUGCCACUCGAUCCACAAACACCGCUGCCUCAACCAUCUCCACGGGCUCCUCUGCAGCGAGAUCUCGUACAGCAUCCACAUCGAAAACGACCUCGACAAACAGCGGAUCAGCAAAGAAAUCUGCGGCAACAGCCCGCUCUUCUGCCGCCAGAAUAGCCAGUAGCCAAACAGUGGUUCCACCAACAACCAAGCCGCUGACAGCCACAGUAGAUGGAGCGUGGACCGAGGCAGAGGUGCUCCAAGCGCUUGCAGCUCCCACAACAUUCCCCGUCGUUGUACCUCACUUUGUGCUUCUCCAACUCGGCAUGACUGCGCAGGCUCUGCAUCUCGAUGCAGAGCUCGACCGUGGCGUCACCUUCACCUCCCCUCCCACCGCUCUUGCUCCUGCCCGUCGCGUCUACUUUGCCAAGCAAAUCGUCAAUGCCGGACUUUCACUCCUGUCCAGCUUGACCACAUCAAACUGGUCUGCCACUGCCACUGCCACCGCCGCCUCUUCCCAGCUCACCCACGUUCUUGCUGCCGUCAACACCUACCGUAUUGCUGCGCGUUUCCUCCUUGUACCGCGCGACGAAGGUUCCUGCAAGGCUGCAGGCAAACAGAAAGAGCUUGAGGUUGAGACCGUCGUCCUGCGCACCUGCAACAAGCUCAAUGUAAUUGGAUUGGCAAGUGCGGCUCGUGCCGACUGCAAGUAUUUGGGACGACUUGCUGCUGCUAUCGACGAUGCCGUAGCGGAUCCCGACGCAGUCCCGCGCUCUAUGCUGCUGCCGCCAUUCCAUACUCCGGGUGACUCGAUAUCCGGGGCCUCUUCAGCACGUAUCUCGUUCCUCGUCGAACUGCAGUCCAGCAGUGCAAUCCACGCUCUGGAGACAGCCGACUCGUCUGCGCUCGACUCCAUCGUCGUCGACCUCAAUCACGAACAAGGGCCCCUCGCAUGGCAGCUCUACGCCCGUCGGCACGGUGGAGAGGUACGUGUACUAGACCGCGCCGCUUUUUCAAUAGAGCGUGCCAUCUCCAAAGCCUUGCAGCGACUCGAUGCACCCAACCGCCAGGAACACCUGCCUCUGCGCACUCUCGCCUUGCAAUUGCUCGCUCAAGUGAGUGACAUCGACCUCACUGCCUUCUGGGAGCGCGUAGCACGAGUCGGAGGCGCCGUUCUCAAAACAGCCCAACAGGACGGAGAAGAUCUUGCAUCCGCCUACUGCGCUGUGCAAGACGCCUUCGAAACCAUCAUCGCCACUGCCAGAAACUUCGCCCAAAACUCGCAAGCAAAGGACAAGCUUCAAGGCGAUGGUUACCUGCGCUUCUGCGAGUACUGGCUCAGCUUUGCACGAAAAGCCGGAAGCUCGUUCGGAGUGGAGCGUGCUACCGCUGCCAUGUCAGCCACCAGCCCGUCGUCGCAGCCUGCCUCUGUGCAUCGUCCCUUGGCCAUCGACGACGCGGGCGCGGCUAAGGCAGACCCAACCAUAUCCCCUGAGCCGGCCAUGCAAAGACAACUGAACGACAAGGAAAUCGCCAAGGUAUGCGCUAUCCUCACGGGCAGCGUACUCGCGCUUGACAAGGUGCUUUCUGGCUCUUCGGAAGCAGAUACACAAGCCAAGCUCGACGAUGCAGCGAAGAUCCUUGGCAAGGAAGUGGCAGUUUGGCCUGCGAACAGCCCCAUGUCUUCCCAGCUCAAGCUGUAUCGUGUCGUCGAUCAACUGCAUCGUCGCAGCUGUACCAAGCUCAGUAAUCAAGGCUGCGACAGCAAAGGUCAGCCCAAACCAGACUCCACGGGCUCAGCCGACGUCGACAAACUCUUGCGCGCCUGCUUGCAACUGCUGCGUAGCCUCUUUCAACAUUCCGAGUCCGAUACGUCGGCAGAGUCACCUGAGCUGGGCUCUACUGCCAAGUCCACACCGACUCGAACCGCGCACCUCCCCAAUAGAGACGCUUGCUUGGCCGACAUCGUCUACGGCUACAGAGUGCUCGCCAACAAGCUCUUCAAUGUGAACUCUCGCAGCGCUCGCGAUGACGCUCUCAGGGAGAUGAAGGAUUGCUUCCAGCUUUUGCACAGCGAUACAGCUCGACAGAUGCCCCAAAAGGCACGCUCAGAACAUUUGCGGCUCCUGUCUACCAGCUUAUACAAUCCAGCGGGCAUCCUUUACAAUGCGGCCAACUAUGUCGAGGCAGCCGUCUUCCUCCAGCUCGCUGUUGACUGUGACGACGAGUCUAUGCAACUCCUCCCAUCGACAGACGAUCCGCUGUCGGAACAGCAACUUCAUGAUGAUACGCUGCGCAAACGACAAGAUGCUUUCAACAAGAAACUCGAAUACACGGCCGUCGCCUACCGCUUUGCCGGCAACAAAUCCGAGGCAUUGCAAGCAUACCGUCGACUGCUCUUUUCGCAUGCCCUUGCCAUGACCAAGGCACUCGAUGACCAGGCGAGUAGUAGCAGCAUCGAUGAAAUGUUCAAGUCCUCCGAAUGGAAAGGUCUGUCCACCUCGAUCAAGGCGAUUGUCGAUCUUUCCGUGCACGAGCUUGGCCACAUCAUGGAUCUGGAGGACCGCGAGCACAGCUUGGCCACUUGGCUCAUCCAAGACACGCAGAUGAAGCCGAGUGUCCAAGGCGCCGUCCUCGAGUACGCUCUUUCUCUGCUGGAAGCCCGCUCCCAUCUUUCAAACGCCGCAAGGGCCAUCUGCAACAUCCACCGUGCUCUGCUGAAAAUCUACGCUGCAUCAGAUUUUCCACUUCGUCGCGCCAGAACCUUGGCGCGAAGACUCGACAUGGACGCGCUAUCUCACUCCCUGACCCUGGCAGAGAAAGACGUUGCCAGGCUGGAAGAAGACGCGCUUACCUGUCUCGGUGGCCUUUCGCUUGGACAAGAUGAAGGUCUGCGUCACUUUCACGCGCAGUAUCGCUGUUCCGUGCUGCUAUCGACGGCGCUGCAUGCUCGCUUACGCCAGCCUUUCGAUGACCCGCAGGCGGUAUCCGCCAAGGUCGAGUCGGCGUGCAAUGGUCUCUCGUCGUCAUUGGUAGCAUCAUCAAAGGUGGUACAACCUGCGAGGCCUCUGGCAUCUCGCUGCUCGCCAAAGAGUGGAGGAGCGAUGCCAACGGUGACGCCUGGGAUGCGAGGCGUUCCUCGCAAGGCGACAGCAGCGCCAGGCAGAGCUGCGACGACACGAAAGGCUCUCGCUCCGCGCUCGGCUCCAUCGCAGCCUACUGCAACACCCGCCAGAGACCCUUCAACACCUCCUUCGAAAACCGGCAGACCGGACUUUGACUUGACUGCUCCUACGCUGAACCGACGUGCCCCUCAAACGAGCAAUGUCGCUGGACGUGGCAAACUGGACCGUGCCGAGCACUUCUGCCAGUCUAUGCUCGCUUUCCACGAGGCCUUCUCCACUCUUGCUUUGACUCGCUGCAGCGUGCAGAUCCUCAAAGCCGUGCGAGUAGCAACGCGUUCUGGUGCCGAAAUCGUGACCGGGUUGGAAGAAGCCUUUUGUCGUGCGUCGAUCGACCUGUCAAAGACAUACCUCGCCCUCGGUAAAGUCACUCGUGCAGAGACCGCCCUUCGAUCGGCUACGGCUGUGCUCUCGAGAAAUGCAUCGCCGAGCUCCCCUUCUAGCAAGCUGCUGCUUGUCUCGCAGGACGUUCGAUUUCAGUGCUCGAUGGCACAAACACAGAUCCUCGCCCACGGAGGCGAUCUUGUCGGUGCACAAUCACGCUUUGCUGAAGGUCUCAAGCUUGCAAGAACACCGAGCAAAAGCGAAAAGCCCGGGUCUAGCUCGCUGGACCGGCUUCGUCAGCGCGAAAGGCAGGCGAUCGCAUUCACGGUGUGUGCGCAGGUGCAGAUGGCACGCAGGGAUCUGGCCGCCAGCAUCGAGUCGACCACGCUCGCUCUGCGCCAGCUCAUUCGGCUGUCUGGCAAUCUCUCCCACAUUGCCAGCAAGACUCAAGAAUCGCAGCAGGACCAAGCACAACAGGCGCAAUCGGAUGAACUCGCGCCUUCGAGCGAUAUCGACAUGGACCCGCCCGAGGAGCAGUACAAGAAGCAGGAUCAGCAGCAGCAAGAGCAGCAGCUUCCCAAAUUCAGCAGUGCCACGUUCUCAAGCCUCUUCUGGAGAUGCUGUGGUCUUUUGCUCGACAACUACUUGCGACUGAGUCGACUGCAUAGCAUCCGUGGCUCGGCAGGAGAUGCCGAGGCCAUCGCUGGAGAAGGCAUUGAUUUUGCCACUUCCCUGCGCUUUGCCUUGCCUCUUGCUCAGGCGCUCAUCCUACGAGGAGAACUCCGACUGCUGCUCAAUCGAUCCGAACAAGGCCAAGAGGACCUGUCGCGCUGCCUCGAGGUCCUGCAGAACACAUGGAUCCCGCAAGUAGUGUCGCUCUCCUACGUCCAAGGCGACUGUCUCAUGCGCAUCGAGCAGCUUGGCGAGGCUCUUCGCUCCUACACCGUGGGUGAGGCCACGCUGCGCUCCCUCAGCUCCGCUUUCGUCGAUGCUGAAAACUCUCUGUCUUCGCCUCGAGCCCCGACGCAUCGCCGCAGGAAAUCCAGCCUGUCGUCGCCUGCUGCACAGAUGCGCGCCCGACUGAGCUCUAGCGGCCUAGAGGCGGACUUGGUGCUGCCUGAACUACAGUCGAGGCUGCUGCAAAGGCAAGCUUGGAUCUUGCACCUCAUGAACGAACCGGAGAGAAGCGAAGAGGCGAUGGACAAGGUCGCCUCGAUCACGGACGGUCUUGCUACGGUCGAUGCGCGAGUGGACCAGUUUGUGCUGCAGGGUAGAAUCGCGCUGCGAAGAGCGCUCGACCAUCUCAAAGAUGACCACUUCUUCAGUAUGCUGCCCGAAGCGGCCCUCUCCAUCCCGAUGGUCCCAUCCGUCAGCGUGCGGACGCUCGUCGCCGCUACCGGCUCGCAUCAUCGAAGCAUCUCCGAAGACACGGUCAAGACAGCGCUCGAAAUGCUCACGCCUGCUGAUUCCGCCUUCCGAGAGGCCCUUUCUCUCGGCCUGCUGACGUCGCACUCGCUCACGCUGCGUGAAGCUCUUGCCAGUCUCGCCCAAGUCUAUACCACGCAAGCGGCCCUGGGCAAGAAUGUCAAGAUGGCAGCCAACGCCGCCGCCGCGCUCCUGGAUUGGGCGUCGAGUGUCUGUGUUCACCGCAAUCUGUUGAUGGCCAUCUCUGCCAAGUUGCGUGGUCCGAACGUGGCCAUGGAAGACCAGGAAUGGCCCAGUCUCAGUGGCAUCGAACAGCAAGAAAACGCGCUUGUUCUUCGAACGCAGCAUGGGCUCGGUGGGCAGGAAGAAGAACCAGACGAGGAGGAAGCACUACCGAGUCGAUUGGCCAAGUUGUCUCUGCACAAAGCGGCUCGUAUCUCGCAAGAUCGUUCUGCGGGGACGAGCAACCCGUUUUCUGCGUUCUGGCAGUCGGUGCGUCUGCGUCAUCAGCAAGCGCAGCAUGAGCCCGGCUCGACCAAGCCCCUACUGCCUCGAAACUGGACUGUGAUUUCGAUAUCAGUGCGAAGCACCGACGUCGAGAAUCUGGUGCUGACGCGUCAGGAAGGUGGUGGAGGAUUGGACAGCUGCACUGCCAAGGAAGCGGUGCUGUACAGCUUGCCGAUCAAUCGUCGCAGUCAGAGGGACGGAACGGAAGAGGAAGAGGAGCAGCUGACGCUACAAGCUGCGCAGGACAAGCUGGUGGAAAUCGUGCGUCUGAGCAACGACGGCAUCCACGGUGUUAAGGAUGUUCAAAGCAUCGAUGCGCGGAGACAAUGGUGGAGCGAGCGUCACCGUCUCGAUGACGAUUUACGCGACCUGCUUCAAGCAAUUCAAGAUACGUGGCUAGGCGGCUUCAAGGGCGUUUUCUCCGAGCCAGCGUCCGAUGCUCGAGCCAUCACAGCGUUGCGAGCGAGAUUCGAAAAGAUCGUCCGACGAGCCUGCUUCCCCACCGCGAAUAAGCGACCCGCCAAACUCAAGCUGGACGAUGCGGUGUUUGAAUGCUUCGCAGGUCUGCCAGCCGAUUGCACGGAUGAAGAUCUGGAGGACCUGGUGCACUAUGUUAUGGACGCGCUGCAGUUCAGCGGCUUCCAGGUGGCGGUUGACGAGAUCGACCUGGACGAAACGGCAAUGGACCUGCGCGGAGCAUUGGAAGAAUUCAACGGCAAGAAGGCACAGUCGUCACCCAACAAGACGAACAUGGCGUACGUGGCCGUCGACGAGGAAGAGCAGAUGCAAGACCACCACGUCUUUUUGGUGCUUGACAAGAACACGGCGGUGUUCCCUUGGGAGUCGAUGCCCAUCCUCCGCAACCGGGCGGUGAGCCGCAUUCCAUCGAUGGCGUUCCUGCAGGAUCGGAUUGAGAUGGCCAAGAUCUUUUGUCGCAAGCCGGUCCAAGGCCAGGACGAAGAGGACGACGACGAGUUGGGCGGGCCGGAGUUGAGCCCCUUGCAGAAGGGCAAACAGGCAGCUCGGUCUAGGUCGCGGUCGCCCACCAAGUCAUCUCGGCCAGUCAAAGAGCCGACACUGGGCAGCAGCAAGCAUGGCAGGCCCACAGAGGACCACGCGAUGGCAGCGGCUUCGCACUCAGCAUGGCAGGUGGCGCUGCGCAACGGCAAGCUGUUCAGCCUGUCGAAGCGCAAGACGUUCUACCUGCUCAAUCCGGGCGGGGAUCUGGUGCAAAGCCAGGAUCGGUUCGAGCCAUGGCUACAGGGACGCAGUGCCACUCACGGAUGGAGAGGCAUCGUUGGUCGACAGCCCAUCGUCGACGAGUUCCCCGACGCGCUGUCCACGUCCGACUUGGUGCUCUACUUUGGCCAUGGAGGCGCCGAGCAGUUUAUCCGACAGUCCAAGGUGCGCGAGCUGCAACGAUGUGCAGUGGCGAUGCUGUGGGGCUGCUCGUCGGCCAUGCUGCAUAACAAUGGCGAGUUUGACGGCACGGGUACACCGCUCAACUACAUGUGCGCCGGUGCUCCUGCCAUGGUGGGCAACCUAUGGGAUAUGACGGACCGCGAGCUCGAUUCCGUCUGCGAGGGCGUCUUUGGCCGCCUGGGACUCAUGGAAGCGGGAGAGCGGGCCGAGGUGAAAGCAGCGGCGCGCAACAUCAAGACGGAUCGCAACGGAAAUCUCGAGGCCAGUCGAGCGCCCAGCGAGAUGUCGUUGGCCCGCGCUAUCGCCGAGAGCCGCAACGACUGCAGAUUGCCGUACCUCACGGGUGCUGCUACCGUUGUCUAUGGCGUGCCUGUCUACUGGAAUGAUGGCGAUCUUUGA
Messenger RNA from Sporisorium graminicola, 7530 nucleotides. RefSeq lists its product as uncharacterized. Gene Ontology annotation, molecular function: protein binding; cysteine-type endopeptidase activity. Gene Ontology annotation, biological process: proteolysis; meiotic chromosome separation. Lineage: Eukaryota; Fungi; Basidiomycota; Ustilaginomycetes; Ustilaginales; Ustilaginaceae. Bases 1 to 7530 code for a protein of 2509 amino acids. Gene Ontology annotation, cellular component: mitotic spindle; nucleus; cytoplasm. The transcript has a single exon. The record is from RefSeq and is a predicted model, not a curated record.